Candidozyma duobushaemuli is the source of this 1416-nucleotide messenger RNA. RefSeq lists its product as uncharacterized. Gene Ontology annotation, molecular function: N-acetyltransferase activity. The transcript has a single exon. The record is from RefSeq and is a predicted model, not a curated record. NCBI's taxonomy places the organism in Eukaryota, Fungi, Ascomycota, Pichiomycetes, Serinales, Metschnikowiaceae. Bases 1 to 1416 code for a protein of 471 amino acids.
AUGUCUCGCCCAAUCGGCCCCGUAGAGAGGUACUACCUCUGCCGUCUUUCUAUGGGCUACUGCAACAACGGCUUCAGCAUCGCCGCCCGCUUCAACCGUCCCGUGGAUGACGUGCUCUUGUCCAACGCCUUACGGCUUAUGAUCUUGAAGAACCCCGUGUUUUCGCUCAAUUUCUUCCGUACCAACCCGGACGACAAGAAAAACAACGGCGACAACUUCAUCGUUCACUCCGUGCUGAAAAUCGCCUAUGACCAGGUGGUCCAGCACUUGGAAGCCGACAGCUUCGGGCCUGAGUUGGCCGAGCGCUUGGCCGACGAGGUGCUUCCGUUGGAUACAGACAGGCCAACGUGGAAGCUCUACAACUUGAAACUCCGCAACAACGAGCCCUCGGCGCUUAUUUUCGUGUGCAACCACAUCCUCUUUGAUGGAAACGCGGGCGCCAACGUGUUUGAUGAGCUCCUCUGGUGCUUGGACGAGGUGGAAAAGACAAAGCCUUCUUCGGUGAGAACUCAAUUGUUCAAUGCUGAAUCUGACAACCUAGCGCCCCAGCCGGCCCUGGACAAGGUCGCUUCGUUGUACGAAACGCCGUUCCUCUUUAUGAUCAAGACCUUGCUUCUCGAGAUCUUCUUGCCCCACUUCCUCGUUAAUUUUUUCCGCGUCUUGUUCCAGUCCAACUUCCCCAAUACUUACCGCUACCCGGUGUUCAACCCGGUGCCUCCAAAAAAAUUCAACCACCUGGGCUUCCGUCUUUUGAGGUUUCUGCCUCUGGAGACCACGCAGCUACUUGUUAGGAGUAAGCAGAACGGCCUUACUUUAACGCCGUUUAUCGGGGCCUGUGCUCACGCUGCAGCCCAAGAACAUUUAGUGCCUUAUGCUAAUACCCUUCAAGGUUAUAAGAUGGACCAGCGCCGAAGCGUCAAUGUGCCCAUUGCGCUUUGUGGACGACGCUACGUGCCCCAGAACGCUAUCCAGCUGCGUUUCGGUCUCUACAUGUCGCAAACCUUACCGUUUGUGCCUGUGGACCUCACCACAGUGAAGCAGAUCGGAGAGAAUUUGAAGAAACAGCUUGACGCUACUAUGGAGUCGAGAGACCCUUUCAAGUUUGCCGGCAUGCUUCGUUAUGUGAAUAUCUGGGACUGGUUCAAGGAUGAGCUCAAGGACCCCAAUGCCAGAGGUGCCAUUGAGAUUUCCAACAUCGGAUGCAAGAAGUUUGUCAGAGGCCAUUGGGAGGUGACGGAUCUUAUAUUCUCGCAAAGCGUGUCGACAUCGCAUUUGACCUUGUCGGUGGUCAGCACCCCCAAGGGAGGGCUCCAUCUUACGGUCGCUGAUGUUGAUGAUAUGGAGCUCUGGAGUAACGGUGAUAAGAAGGUAAUGGACGAAUUUGUGGCGCUGUUAAAGCACAAUCUACUUUCUUGA